Molecule: messenger RNA, 1252 nt
Organism: Propithecus coquereli (Coquerel's sifaka)
Lineage: Eukaryota; Metazoa; Chordata; Mammalia; Primates; Indriidae
Gene: PDE8A
Product: phosphodiesterase 8A
Exons: 2
Coding region: 90-389 (99 amino acids)
Source: RefSeq, a predicted model, not a curated record
CCCAGCGCCGGGCCGGCAGCGUGGUAAAAGAGCGGCCGCGCAUCCUGACAGGAGACCGGCGCUCACUGCCGCCGCCCGCCAGGGCGGCUAUGACAGGGCGCCCGAGGCGGCCCCGAGGCGCCUGGCGGACGUUUGCUGACUGGAUCGCGGGUGCCCGCCAGCGUGUCCGCGGUGCCACCGCCGGCACGGGCUGCUCCCGGAGCAUCCACAGGGUGGUGUACCAAGGCGGCAAGGAGGCCGAGGUCGCGCCGUGCCCCGCGGGGCCGCCGGAACCGUGCCUCGCACAGGGCCAGAAGAUGGCCGUCCUGUCCCUGGCCCGUGGCGCCAGUCUCCCGGAGUCCGAGCCUCCCAAGGGCAGCGGCAAGAAGGUUUACGAGAGAGAACGAUGAGGUCAUGUCCAUGGAACCUGACUGGGGACGAGCCUCCCUAUGUGUCCACUGCUUGGACACACGAAUCAACGCGAAGAAAGAGACCUGCAAAGAGCCGCGACAGGAGCGUGGGCCAAACCGUGGGAAGAAACUGCGGAGACUGCUGAACAACCCUUCUGACGACGUCACUCACACGGUUCUGAACGGCUCGCUCUCCACUUACACCAAUAACCUCUUUAUGGUACCGGAGCCUGGCAGGGAAAAGGAUUCUCUUUACCUCUUUGGUGAAGAAUCUCCCUAAAACAGGAGGGGCCAGCAGAAGGACUAAAACCAGAGACCGUCUCAUGCCCCUGAGGAGUGGGGCAGGGUUGGGAGAGCUGGAGCCGCCUCUGCGUGCGGAGCCCUUCUAAGUGCUGCUGGACUGAAAGGGAAAUUAUACACGUGUGUUUGCAUGGCCUUCCCCUCACUCUGCGCUGGCCCCGGGGGUGGGCCAGGCCUCAGAGACCGUGUCCUCAGGGAACAGGCCACACAGGGUGCAGGGAUGCGCUGAGGUCCCACAGCUGCUGGGCAGAGCCAGGACACCCGAGGUCGCCCAGCUCCCAGUCUGUCCCUGGGGGUCUCCAUCCCGAUCUGUGCAGCCUCCCAACCACAGUGCCUAUGGCUUUCAGCCAAUUCCACCUGAAGAGAGCAUUUGGCUUUUGGGGCGCGGUCCCUGCUGGCCACCCCUCCUUGAGGGCAGGAGCAGGGGAGGAGCUGGGGAUCUCCUGGCCUGGACGAGGGGGAAGUGUGUCAAGACAGCCCCCGGAUGGAGCUGUGACAGCAGUGACACCCGCCAGCCUGACGGUGCUGGGCUCCCUGCCAAGCACUUCUGAGCAUUCACUCAU